AUGACGUUGCCGCCGGCGUUGCAGAAAUCGCUGGAGGCGGAAGAGGUGCAAGUGACGCCUCUCCAGGCCUCGGUGUGGUCUGAGGCACGGGCCGGUGCUGAUCUGCUAAUCGAGGCGAAAUCGGGCCCUGAAACCACCACCGCCCUGGCCGUGCUGGUUCUCGACCGCCUCGUGGCGGCGAUCUCGUCUGCCGAGGCUGCCCUGCCCCGCUACGCGAGGAAGAGAACCAGCUCGUUCAGCGGCCUCAGCGGCCUCAACAGGAUCGUCAGCAGCGUGCUCCGGACUACUUCCAGCAACAACAACGGCAAUAGCAAUGUCAAGGAUGGCGAAAGCGACCUUUCCACCGCCAACGGUAGCAGCGGCAGCGGUGGCUUGCUCAAGCCGCAGCUGUGCGCGCUGGUGCUCACCAAGAACAGGGAGGUGGCCGCCGGCGUCAAGGACACGCUCCUACGCCUAGGGAAGACCAGCGUCCCCAACCUGACCAUCGCCUCCCUCGUGGGAGGCAUCGCCGUGUCGGAGAACGCCCAGACGCUGUCGGCGGGGUGCCACGUUGCGAUUGGGACGCCGGGCCGCGUCAAGUUCUUGAUCGACAAGGGGGUGCUGGUGGCGGACACGGGCCGGCUGCUGGUGCUGGAGUCGGCCGAUUGGCUCAUGGCGCCGGUGUUCAUGGAGGACGUCGAUUACGUUGUCCGGAGGUUCCCAGAGGAGAAGCAGGUGGUGCUCUCCUCCACGGUGAAGCCUUCCGUGGCGUUCGAGGAAGGGCUGUGCGAGAUCCUCGGCGUGCCGGCGCUGAAGCGGCUCGAUCCGAGCGGCGCCAUCGAGGAGGCCCAGGUCCGCAUGCCGGAACCCCCCCCGUCGCCCACGCCCUCGUCGGCGCUGCCUUCGGCGGCGGAGGCGGCGAAGGCGGCGGUGGCGAAGACGGCGGCGGCCAAAGCAGCGGCGACGAAAGCGGCCGCGACGAAAUCGAC
Messenger RNA from Ectocarpus siliculosus, 968 nucleotides. Lineage: Eukaryota; Phaeophyceae; Ectocarpales; Ectocarpaceae. The record is from the annotation of a GenBank genome assembly.